Messenger RNA from Prorocentrum cordatum, 928 nucleotides. NCBI's taxonomy places the organism in Eukaryota, Dinophyceae, Prorocentrales, Prorocentraceae. The record is from the annotation of a GenBank genome assembly.
AUGCUGGCCGAAGAGCGACGCAGCGAGGCAAAACAGUGCCACGUGGCCGCCGCGCGGCCGCGCCUGCCGCCCGAGGGCGGCGCUCGGGAACUGCUCGUGGCUCUCACGCCCGGCGCGGGGGUCCUUCGCCGCCCUGGGGCUCGGCAGCGGGCUGGCGAGCCCCCGGGGGCUCGGCAGCGGGCUCGCCUGCUCGCGGAUGCUGUCCAGGGGCGGCCCCGAUGGCCUCGCCGCCGCCGCCAUGGCCGCCGCCCCCGGCGCCAGCUGGGCGCUGCCGGGAGCCGGAUGGCCGGGUCGGCCGGGGGCGGGGGCGGCGCGGGGCCCCGCGCGGCUCGGCCCGGCGGCGGCGGCGCGGCGGUGCCGUGGGCAGCGCUUUGCGGCGGCGGCCUCCUCGUGGACGGUGUCGACGGGGUCGGGGUCGCCCGGCAGCCACCCGCCGUGGCAGUCCAAGGGGUCCUGCGGCUGCACCGAUCUCAGGGGCGCUGGCGGCUCCGCUUGGCAGAUGGGCUGCGCCGGCUGCGACGGCACGCCUGGGCGGCGGCGGCGGCGGGGGCGCGCCCAGCGGGGCCGGCGACUUCGCGGAGUCCUGCAGCGUCCGCCGAUGUGGCGGCCGAGGCGAUCCUGGCGGAGGCCUCCGGGGGCCGCCCAGCGGGGUCCCCCGCGGGGUCCGCGGCGUCAAGACCGAGGAGGCCGCGGCAGGGCGCCCGCGGUCCUUGCGUGGCCCAGUGGUCGUCGUCCGCCCACCCCGGGACCAGGUGGGCGAAGACGAUCUCUGGGGUUCCUCGGGCGGCCCCAGGCUCUCGUGGCAGAAGCCGCCGGCCAGCUUGCAAGCGUACGCCGCGGCCUCGUCGACGGAGGCGUGGCCGGCGAUCGCCGACUGGCCCAUGGCGCGGCCGCCAGAGCGAGGGAUGGAGGGAGAAGGAGUUUGAAG